Molecule: messenger RNA, 3394 nt
Organism: Solea senegalensis (Senegalese sole)
Lineage: Eukaryota; Metazoa; Chordata; Actinopteri; Pleuronectiformes; Soleidae
Product: rho GTPase-activating protein 40
Exons: 15
Coding region: 1280-3220 (646 amino acids)
Biological process (GO): regulation of small GTPase mediated signal transduction; regulation of actin filament polymerization; signal transduction
Cellular component (GO): cytoplasm
Molecular function (GO): GTPase activator activity
Source: RefSeq, a predicted model, not a curated record
AGGAAAAACAGUGGUCAUAGUGUCCACACUGCAAAAAUAAAAAAAGCAUCAAUACCAUAUUUAUAUCCUCGGACUGAAACUCAGUCAUCUUUCUGUGGCCAAUGCUGAUCUCGAGCUUUAGAAAAGAGGUUUAUUUGUUUGGUUUUCCACCAGUAUGUUUAGGUGUUUUUCAUUUUUCCCUCCAUUUUAUGAAACAUAACAGUUUAAUAAUAGCAAAUGAUGCACAAAAUGAUUUUUGUCUGCAGUGCACUUAGUGUCUGUAUUUAAGAUGAAAGUAAUGUCCAAAGAAAAAUAGGAUACAUGGAAAAUAGCCAUCAAAAACAAACAUUGGCAAAUAAAUGAAAGAUUUAGUGCAUUUAUCAGCAUUUAUCAAAGUUCUUAGAACAGAUACACAAGUCAUAAUUAUAUGAUCAUUGGUGGAUUAAUAAAAUAAAGUGGGGAAUAAAAAUCAGUUGAACUAAAAGAGAGUAAAUUCAAUAUCGGAAGGUUUUUGUGUGCUGAGUUUUGUAGACGUUGCCUCAGUGUGGCUAAUAUCUGACCCUUGCAAUAAUUUCAGUAUAAAAACAAACGCCUGCGAUGACCGGAUUCACAUUUACGUCAUUCUGUGUAGAUUCUCAUUCAUCCAGAUCACUGUGAUCCAAAACCCAUUGAGACUGGACGUGAAGUUUCUGCUGAAUAUGUUUCACCUCUCUAUCCAAAACAUCAGUACAUUGACAUGUAUGUCACUUUCCCACGUGCACGUCUCUAAACCAGUUUGGAUACUAACCCUACAGGUUAACAGGACACUGUGAAGAACUUGACCUAUUUCUCCCAUUUACAUUUGACAGGCCUGAGCACAGUGAAAAAAUAAUCAUAGCUUUAGAAUACUGUGGAUGACACAAUAGCACUCAAUGUAAUGAUAACCGCAGGCUAAUGAUAAAACAAGUAUGAACUGAAGUAGAUAUUAAAUUAAUUGCUGUAGAAAAUAAUCACUGAAACUCAAAACUUGUCACGUCACUGCCCCCCGCCCACGCGACACCGUGAAACCCAUCAAAACUGGUUUAACACAUCAAAGCACUGAUCUGGAUUCAACCGGCUUGUAUCUGAUGUGGUCAUGAAAUGCAUUAGCACACCAGGUCAGUGUUCUCACACUGAUUCACAUCUUUGGCAUUUUAUUAUGAUUUUUUCUUGUCAGGUAACUAUUCUCUGUUCGUUUAUGAGCUGCUGUAUCUAUAACAUUCCUCAGAGAGGGAGCAGUGACGUUUGGCAUGGCUCUUAACGUGUGCCGCUGACUUCAGGAAUGCUGCUGAACUGCACAGUGAUGGAAGAUCCCAGUCCCACCGAGAUGAGCGUGGAGCCCAGCUGGGCCAGCCCGCAGGACCAGGCAGCCGCUGACCACGCACACAGCACCCACGCGCUUCCCUCACAGGAUCAGGAGCAGCACCCUGACAAACUGUGCCUGGACUCCUUCUGGAGCGAGGUGGAGACCAUCCGACAGGGGAGUGGCUACUCAGACCUUGACUGCAGCAGGAGAGACUCCAAACAAUCAGAAGAAGGUGAACAGGAGGAGCAGUGGUUGGCUGACGCCGGUCUGUCGACACUCAUCAGCGAGGAAGCUGAAGAUGUAGACAACGUGGUGCUGCUGUCCACUCUGACUCGGACCCAGGCCGAGGCCGUCCAGCGCCGAAUAGACUCGUACACGUUGUCCCUGCGCAAGAGGAACAAAUCAGCUCCCCGAGACGUCCGCGACGUCUUCAACUCGCCCAUCUCUCAGACGCUUCUCCCCGAGUCUGAGCACAGUGAAGCACAAAACAGCAUGGCUUCAGUUGCCAAAUCGCCACUGUCAGGUGUGACGCCAGAGCAUCAGCAAGGUGCUCCAAAAGAGGAAUUCUUCAUCACUGACGUGGCUUACUGCGAACAGGCCGUCAUCUUCCUCAAACAGGCCAAACUGCCGCAGAACAACAGCCAGCGCAGGAAAGAAGAUGGCACCCUGCCUCGGGUGAUUUGCCCCAAGUGCCGCUUGGGAGUGACUCAUAUCCAAGAUCUCUCCUACGCUGACAUGAAGAAGGUGCGUCAGCUGGCUCUCAUCGACAUGACAGCGCUGUGUGACCUCUUGGAGCUCGAGGUCAAAAGGCACAAAACCGGCAAGAGGAAAAUCCCAGAGAGCCCUCUCUUUGGCGUGCAUCUGGCCACACUGCUGGAGAACGACCAGAAACUGAAGCCCAACACACCAACUCCACUCUUCCUGCAGGCGUUGUUAUCAUUUUUGGAAAAGAAAGGAGUUGACUCAGAAGGGAUUCUGCGGGUUCCGGGGUCCCAGUCGAGAAUCAAGCUGCUGCAGCAGAACCUGGAGGCAAACUUCUACUCGGGUCAGGUCAGCUGGGAGGAAGUGAGUCCAAACGACGCCGCCGCACUUCUGAAGAAGUUCAUCCGAGAGCUUCCCGCUCCUCUGCUCACAGCCGAGUACCUCAACACCUUCAGCGCUGUCAGAGACAUCACAGACCUGAAGCAGAAACUUCACAUGUUGAACCUGCUCAUUCUGCUGCUGCCUGAGCCCAACAGAAACACACUGAAGGUUCUCCUCGAGUUCCUCAGUAAGGUGGUUUCCAGGGAGAAGAGGAACAGGAUGAAUCUGUGGGCCGUAGCGACCAUCAUGGCUCCUAACCUCUUCCUCCAUAAGGCUGUACCCAGUCGUCUGACUGAGGGAGCAGAGAAAGGACAGGCGGAGAAGGCAGCUGAUGUGAUGAGGCUCCUCAUCCGCUACCAGGACCUUCUUUGGACGAUCCCCAAUUUUCUCAUGAGCCAGGUGCGCAAGCUGAAUGAGAACAGUAACCGACGUUACCAGUUCUACGAUCGCCGCAUCAAGAACCUGCUCAGGAAGAUCCACACAGAUAGCCGGGAGAAACCUGGGAAAAACACCUCAGAGCUUUGCCGCACGGUGAAGGUCCACGUCGGAGAUCUGGUGAGCAGCACCAUGGAGUUUCAGCUCAACAUCAACUCACGAACCUCAGACCUGCUCGCCCAGUUUCACCGCCAGUUCGUCCACAGUCCCGAAAAUAGGAAAGGCAAAAUGCGCAGAAACGGCUCGGUGGCGUCUCCAGACUGUGGCCUUUACGAAGUCGGAGGGAAUAUCGGCGAGCACUGUCUGGAUCCUGACACACACCUGCUGGACUUGUACAACAGUAACCCAGGAGGGGAAUGGGUCAUCAAACUGAAACCCAACGCCAGCAGAGCACUGUGAUCGAAUUGAUGGACGGACAAAUCUGUAAAAAAAAAGAAAAAAAGAUGAAAUCCAGCCUCCUGUUCAACUUUGGAGCAACAUGGCAGAGGGAGACAGAUGGAGGACACAGACACUUUCUGCGAUCAGGUGGAUGAAGAUGGUGCAAUUUCUUUUUUCUUCUCCAUCAUUUCUUUA